GCAGACGUCACAGUUUGUGCAAGGGAGUAUAGGCUGUGUUGUCAGCCUAGUGUCAGUCUGAUGAAGAUUGGCAUUCAGACUUUGUGUGGAGGACCGGACACUAAGGCGUGGAAGAGCAGACGACAACAACAUUGACUGCUGCUGUGUUGCCGAGGGCAAACUAACUGUCUCCAUGUGAAUCUGUCCCAUGAUGCAACAUGUGUCCCCAGCACUAACAAUGAUGGCCACUCAGAGCGUUCCUCCACCAUCGUACCAGGAGAGCCAACAGAUGACGGGCACCACCCAACAGAACUCCAAGGCCCAACAGGUCCACAUCUCAGCAUCCUCAGAAACUGGAAAUACCCCCAUCAAUGUGACCCUUGACCCCCAGGCCCAGCUGGAGUCAGAUAAGCGGGCCGUUUACAGACAUCCCCUAUUCCCACUGCUGGCCCUGCUGUUUGAGAAGUGUGAGCAGGCCACCCAGGGCUCUGAGUGCAUCACCUCUGCCAGCUUCGAUGUGGACAUCGAGAACUUUGUGCAUCAGCAGGAGCAGGACCACAAGCCAUUCUUCAGCGAGGACCCCGACCUGGACAACCUGAUGGUGAAGGCCAUCCAGGUGCUGAGGAUCCACCUUCUGGAGCUGGAGAAGGUCAAUGAGCUCUGCAAGGACUUCUGCAACCGCUACAUCACCUGCCUCAAGACCAAGAUGCACAGCGACAACCUGCUUCGCAAUGACCUGGGCGGGCCCUACUCGCCCUCGCACACCUCGCUCAGCCUGCAGCAGGACCUCCUCCAGACAUCCUCUCCGUCCAUGACAUCAGUCUCCAGCUCCGUCAACUCCUCGGGCAUCAUGAUGCCCACCGGGACCCUGCAACAGGGUAACAUUGCCAUGACUACCAUCAACUCCCAGGUGGUGUCAGGUGGCACCUUGUAUCAGCCGGUUGCCAUGGUGACGUCGCAAGGGCAGGUGUUAACCCAGGGACUCUCCCAGGGGACCAUCCAGAUCCAGAAUUCACAGGUAAACCUGGACUUGGCUUCACUCUUGGACAGUGAUGACAAGAAGCACAAGAACAAGAGAGGGGUCCUGCCCAAGCACGCCACCAACAUCAUGCGCUCCUGGCUCUUCCAGCAUCUCAUGCAUCCUUACCCAACAGAGGACGAGAAAAGACAGAUUGCAGGACAAACAAAUCUGACCUUAUUACAGGUCAACAACUGGUUUAUCAACGCUCGCAGGCGCAUCCUCCAGCCCAUGCUGGAUGCCAGUAACCCAGACCCAGCUCCCAAGGCUAAGAAGAUGAAGUCCCAACACCGUCCAACCCAGCGCUUCUGGCCAGACUCCAUUGUUGCUGGCGUCUUGCAGACACAUGGACCUCACUCUAACAACGCUGACAACCCCUUAGGUUUGGACAGCCUCCAGCCCCUGUCCUCUGACUCAGCCACCCUGGCCAUGCAGCAAGCAAUGCUGGGUGGAACCGACGACUCCAUGGAUGGCACAGAGGAAGAAGAGGAGGAGGAGGAGGAGGAGGAGGAAGAGGAAGUUAUGGAGGAGGAAGAGGAAGAUGAGGAGGAGGAAGAGAGCGAGGGAGGGAGACGUAUAUCUGGCGGCGGAGGAAGGAGAGAUCUGGGCAUGGAGCAUAGAGAGGGGCUAGAAAUGGACACCAUGCCUCUGUGGACUAUUAAAUUUAAACAGUUUAUUUAUCAGAUUGGAUAUCAAGACUAUAAUAGUAGUGGAACUCCUGGUUCCACUCCAACCCAGGAACUCCUGGUUGCCAGUUGGGACCGGACCCCGCCCCAUGCUAAAAUCCUUCAUGCUCUAGGGCUCAGUGCUAUAAAGUCUCAGUGGACUCUGCUUGCCAGUCUGGAUUUAAUCCGGCCCAUCCAACAACGAAAAACCUUCUCUACUAGUGUAAAACUCAGUUCUCCCAGGUCUCAGUGGACUCAGUUGGGAGUAAAUCCAACAUUUCCCUGUACAUCUCUAGGCGUCAAGAUGUCCAUCGCUAAUGCAGCCGCGCAGGCCAUGCUGUCGGAUGCCUUGCUCCGGGACGGCGCCGGGGGCAGCCAUAUCGGUCACCUGGAGCUGGAGCUGCCGCUCGACAGGGUCAUCAAGUUUGUGUCCGUGGGGCUGCCCUUGCUGCUGGUGUCCAUGGCCUUCGCUCGCGAAAUCUCCAUCGGCCCACAGAUCAGCUGUUUCCCACCUAACAACUUCACAGCCAGGCAGGCAGCCUAUGUUGACACGUACUGCUGGGACUCCCUGAUGCACCAUGAGUUUGACACAGAUGGAAAGUUCGAGGAGCGAUCCCUCUGGGUGCACAAGAUUUUCCCUUACUCUCUGUUGGCUAUGACCAUGAUGAUGUACCUGCCUGCCCUCAUCUGGCGUUUCCUCGUGAUGCCAUCGCUGGGCUCUGACCUGCUCUUCAUCAUUGAUGAGCUGGACAAGUCCUACAACCGCUCCAUACGAUUGGCUCAGAGCAUCCUGGAGAUGCGACAGAACACCCAGAACCCCCUCACAUUCCAAGCCGAGCUUGAGAGGGCCAAGAGGAAGCGCUACUUCGAGUACCCCCUGUUGGAGAGGUACAUGCAGAGCAAGCAGAGCUCCUACUUCCUGGUCAGCAUGCUCUUUCUCCGCGGCUUCCUGUUGCUCACCUUCAUGUCGGCCGCCUGCCUCUACCUCGUCUAUUUCCACCUGUCCGCCUUCCUCCGGGACGAGUUCAGCUGCUUCGUCCACACAGGCCUGCUGCGUGACCAAAACUGGGUUCCCGAGCUGGUCCAGUGCAAGAUGACCGGCCAACUGGUCUUCCAGGUGAUUAGCGUGGCUAACGGCGCUAUCUAUGUCCUGCUGGUGCCUAUCGUGCUGUUCAGCUUGGUCCGCCUCUUCUGCUGGGAUACGGCUCUAUUGUCGGUGUAUGAGGUUCUCCCCGCAUUGGGCCUCAACAGCGGUCACAAACUGGGCUGCCCGCUCAACGACCUCAACGUUCUUUUACUGUUUCUGCGCGCUAACGUGGUGCACCUGCAAUCUUAUGGCAGACUGAGGGCUAUAUGCUCGCUGGCACCCCCGCAGAUCGGGAAGGGGAAUGGCAUGAAGGGUGUGAGGAUGCUGACGGAGGAGGAGAUUGAGGAGAGGGCCGAGAGGGCGCAGGAGUUGGAGGAGGACGUGGAGGAGCUGCAGGAGGAAGGGAAGCUCAACCUGGUGGACAUCAUGACCAUCUUAGGAGCGGCCCGGGGAAACGCUGUCAACUGCACAGAGUCCAGGCCACUGGUGGAGGAGAAUAUGAGUCUGGAGCCAAACCACCAGGGGUACCAUGAGUUGAAGGAGACUGGACCAUGUAAAAAUGACUAAAUCACCAAUGGACAUCAAUGUGACACCAAUCAAUGUGGAUGAAGGAAAAAUAUACUGAACAAAAAUAUUAACGCAACAUGCAACAAUUUCAAAGAUUGUACUGAGUUACAGUUCAUAUAAGGAAAUCAGUCAAUUUAAAUUUGCUUCAGGCCCUAAUCUAUGGAUUUCAAAUGACUGGGCAGGUGUGCAGCCAUGGGUUAGCCAGGCCCAGCUAAUCCGAAUUUGUUUUCCCCCCAAAAAAGGGCUUUAUUACUGACAUAAAACCCCUCAGUUUCAUCAGCUGUCUGGUUGGCUGGUCUCAGACAAUUCCGCAGGUGAAGAAGCCGGAUGUGGUGGUCCUGGGCUGGAGUGGUUACAUGUGAUCUGCAGUUGUAAGGCCGGUUGGAAUUACUGCCAAAGGAUCCCUUGUUGUACAAUGGGUAACAAGCUAAAUAUGGAUGGCAAUAGGGGUUCUUUGUCAAACUGUCGCCCAGUGGUAGAAGGAACAUGCUUUGUUGCUGUCUGUGUUCCCUUGUAACCUGACGGUCUUGUAGUACAUAGUCCAUUUUGGACACAGCAUGUCCCCAGCUAUCUCAGUGUCACGUACACACGCACAAACGCACGCACGCACAUCAUGUAACAUGUAACCCAUCCAUGUACAGUUAUCUGUAAUACCAUAACACUGCAUGCCCAGUCAGCAACUGGAUGGUUGGAUUGACUUAUUUGGUUGGAUGGUUACAUGUUACAUGUUGGAUUGGUUGGAUUGACUUAUAAGGCCGGUUGGAAUUACUGCCAAAUUCUCUAAAACAAUGUUGGAGGCGGCUUAUGGUAGAGAAAAUAGCAUUUAAUUCUCUGGCAACAGCUCUGGUGGACAUUCCUGCAGUCAGCAUGUCAAUUACAUGCUCCUUCAAAACUUGAGACAUCUGUGACGUGUUGUGUGACGAAAUUGCAUUUUAGAGUGGCUUUUUGUUGUGUAAUAAUCAUGCUGUUUAAUCAGCUUCAUGAUAUGCCACACCUGUCAGGUGAAUGGAUUAUAUAGGCAACUUUAUGGAUAUGCUAUGUACUGUACUUGUUAGAUUUUGUGAUUUGUCAAAAGGUAAAGUUCUAUCUGUGAAACGUCUACAGGUAACAUUUGAUAUGCUCUAUGUCAGAUACAAAUGUAAUGAAUAAAGUUAUUUUUAUGACUGUUGUGUUAAACAGCU
Oncorhynchus nerka (sockeye salmon) is the source of this 4497-nucleotide messenger RNA. RefSeq lists its product as uncharacterized. The record is from RefSeq and is a predicted model, not a curated record. The transcript is spliced from 18 exons. Gene Ontology annotation, molecular function: DNA binding; wide pore channel activity. The coding region runs from base 188 to 3316 and encodes 1042 amino acids. Lineage: Eukaryota; Metazoa; Chordata; Actinopteri; Salmoniformes; Salmonidae. Gene Ontology annotation, biological process: cell-cell signaling; positive regulation of interleukin-1 production; monoatomic cation transport. Gene Ontology annotation, cellular component: plasma membrane.